Caenorhabditis sp. 36 PRJEB53466 is the source of this 2006-nucleotide messenger RNA. NCBI's taxonomy places the organism in Eukaryota, Metazoa, Nematoda, Chromadorea, Rhabditida, Rhabditidae. The record is from the annotation of a GenBank genome assembly.
AUGCUCGCAACUACUAGCAAUUUUAGCAGUCGAAAUACACCUAUUUCAUCACGUCGGAAAGUGGGUUCCAGCAAGGCAACCGGUGAAUGGAGUAGCUGAAUUCAGGAGUCUUACUUUGUCAAAUCGACGCCACGUGGCCUGGAGCAGGCUCAGUUUCUGGCCGUCAACAAGGACGGAUCCGUGCUUUACGGACUGCGGUUCCGUAUUCAACUGAGCAUAAUCGAACUGCCGGAGCAGGCGCCCGAAGUGCUCACGGAAGCGACGGAAAAGACGGUGUGCAAGUACCACGUGGCAUCGGGAAGCCAGCAGACAUUCCAUCUCGACGACGACAUCGAUCCGCUCCAGCUGACGCGGAUUCUCGAGUUUUACGUGCUCGCCGAGGAUCUCGUCGUCAUUUUAUCCUACGACACGGAGCAAUUCCAGUUCACCCAAAUGGCCGUCCAUCUGGAGAAACGGAAGGCGUGGGCGCAGACUGUCGCCACGAGACGGAUGACCGUCAGCCGAGUGGCGGGACCGCCGAUCAUCAGUCAGAAGAGCCGCGCGGCUUUCGGAGAAUUACCCAAGAUUUUAUAGAUUUGAGCUUCCUCGACCGCGGACGGAUUCUGCUGUGCGGCGCCCGGAAUACGGUGGAAGGGCGGAGCGAACGCAUGACUUUGAGCAUUUCCGCCGAUCCGUUGAGCAGUUGGAAAAGGAAAGACGAGGAUUUGAGCGCGUUGGUAAGGGGAGUGUCGGUGAAGCGAACAAAGAUUCGCUCAAUACCGUGUUCCGAAAAUGUACAUUUUUAUCAAAAACUUAUCAGUUUUUGAAUUUUUUUGUCAAAAAUUGUGUUUUCCUGAAUUUUCAGGUAAAAUAACGCAAAAAAAAAUUCCUCAGUCCGCAAAAUUUCGCAUUCAGAUGGAAGACUUCAACACGUUUCUCUCUUCGCGAACGUCGGAAACCGAUGGGAAUUCACUGAUCGGUCUGUUCCUUCUGGAUUUGGACGAUGAAAGGAUCUCGAUUCUGUUGUCACAGUGAGUACGAAGUCCGAAGAGCUCCAAACUCUCCAAUUUCAAUUCAGAACACUGACGGAAGAUCCGAACAGUCCACCGCUCCUUUCGACGAACUUCAUCGGUGUAAUCGAUCGGAAGGACAACAAGUUUUCGGUGAAAAAGAUUGACAACUCGGCGAUUGCGUAUAAGUUCUGUAUGAAAGUGAGCUCUAUCGAGAAUUUCUAGAAAUGGCGAACCUCUACGAGUCACCUCGAUCGCCAACUUGAAAGUGAAAAACGGAAGUCUUUGGAUGAGUUUUUCGUUGAACGACGUGGAAAAGCUCAAGACUCUUUACUGGCGAUUCAAGCAUCUCUACGUUCGGAUUAUGCUGUGAGCACUCAGAGUUUGACGAUCAUCUGAAGACGUUGCAGACGGCUCAUGAUCAUCGGAUUCCACGGAAGUCUCUACCUCUGGCGCUUCGACAACGGACUCUCUUUCUAUUGUCUCACUAGAAUUCUCACUUUCCUCCAUGGGUUCGGAACUACAAAUCAACAUCAUCUCACCGUUCCGAGCUUUACUUUUCAGUCCAACAAUGAUCCCAAUCUACUCUCCACAGAGGAAGUUCCAUCUGUGUUAUCUGAGCAUGGAACGGUUGAAAUUCUUUCGUUUCAACCAUUCGGCUCGAGUUCUCAAAAGCAAGAGAGACCCGAAUGACACGGAUUUCGCCGUCAACUUCGACGUGGAUUCUUCUGGAGGAGCAGUCGUUGUGGACUUUCCGACGGAAGAAGAGAAAAAUGAGCAGAUGAUGUGAGUACUUUUGGGGAAAGAAGUGUUUAGGUAUUUAAUGUUCAGAGUGAGCUACUAUCCAAACCCCACGGAGCCUCAAACCCUGGCAAAAAUGACAACGUAUUCUGCGUACAAGUAUGGAAAACCGUUCAACUUUCAAAAUAUCACAUUUUCAGACACUUUCCGAGCUUUGAAAAGUGCAGUCUCCUUCGACGGAUGACGGGUAUUCUCGACUGGAAAUGGACCGUAUAA